AUGAAGAAAGAAUUUAGUUCAAGAAUACAACUGAAUAUGGUGACUGAAUUUAGAAACAGUUCGAGUUUCUCACAACAUUAUAUGGUAGGCCGGAGUCGUCCCCUGAGUCUAUUCCAGCUAUUUGUCACAUGCGGUACUGAUAUUUUUAUCAGCAUGGACUAGGAUAAACAAAGUCUUAUAAAUUACUUUCUUCGCCAAUGGUUUGGUGCUUUGCUUUGUGGAACUGAUGAAAAGGAAAUGAUGUGCGAUGAAGCAAGCACGGUUGGAGAUCACAACACUGUCACAAAGAUAGCCAUAAGGUUGGAGGCUUCAAUCCACUUGUAAUUAGUAAAACUCACUUCUGUCGCAUGUUCUAUCACGUUUCAGAAACACGCCAUGCUGGAUUUCUGUGUCUUCACAGAUUGUAGUGCAACAUUGAAAAGCGAGGAAACAAAAAGAAAUUUCUCAUUUAUGUAUGGUAGGAAAACAGCACUCAAGGUGAAAAACUGUACACAGAAAUUGAUUAACUUAUUUAAUGUUUAUUGCUCGACUGGCAGCAUAAAAUUGCAGAUCUAUCUAUGCCAGUUGUACAAAGUCGAUAUUGACGUACCGCAUAAAAUUUCUCUUGCACAAGACAUUACAAAUGCUCAACUGGGCAUGAAAACCUUGCUUUCUUCUGAUAUUGAAGUUAUUGCUAUGUCACAAGAAAGUUGGACGAAACUUGAUGAAUUUGCCGACAUUGAAUUACCAGAAUACCAAGAGAGUGCACGACAAAAGCUAGACAAACAUAUCGACAACUUCCUUUCGAAAAUGAAGAGAAUACAGACUGCCACACUGCUGUACAGGUUUGCAAACGGUCAGAAUAUUUUUUAGAUCGAUGUAUGAGUGGCACUGAACUGAACUAUAGAAAUAUGUACCAAAUGGGGUUACGUAUGUAAACCAUUUACUGAAGUUAAGAAAGGAAACUUUGAUAUCAGAGUACAUCAGUAACAUACCAUAAAGGACGGGGUUAGACGGAGUCCCUGUUUUAAAAGCUUAGUAUAGUCAAGAUUCAAUUAGUUGACCAAGUCAAUAAAACCGAAUCAUCCACAUGUUAAUUACCUUCACUGAUGCAGUUUGCCAAUAAGAAAACAGUGUUCCUAGUGACGGACGAUCGAAAGUAUCAUUUUUCUGUCAUAACUGCAGAAUCGAGUAGGAGAGGGAUUUUUUUAGAUUUAAGGUAUUCCACGUGUGUUUCAUAAAAAGUGAAAAAGUUUAAAUGAAAAUAACGCCAAACUUUGAAGUGUUAAUUCCGUUAAAUUCAUACACUUUCUGUCUUUUUCUAGCGGUCGUUCAAUCUUGGCGAACCUGAAAGUCAGUGAAAAGCUUAAUUCGGUUUCCGGGUGUUCAUUAGAGGUGCUUUUGAUAUUUGUUGUGUCCUGUCAUAACAAAUCUUGAAUUGAGAAUGAUGUUGUUUUUAAUAUGUCAUUCUACUGUUAUGCUUAAUACAUCCAAACAUAACCACCAUAUAAGGCUAGGACUAAUGCAAAGAAAAGUAACAUAAGAAAAUAUAAUAGAUGAAAAAAAUCAGAGUUGAGGGUUUCAAUAGCACACAACUACAACAAACGUAUAAAGAGUUAGCUGCCAUGAGAUCAGUGAAUUCAUAUGAGGAGCUUGACCCGACUAAAUCAACCCACAUGUGUGUCACUGAGACUAUUUUUGGAAAAUAGGUCAUCGCCGGUUUUCCCUAAAAGGGGGGCUUUUCUGGGAGUUAUGACAUAAUCAUUUUAGUAUAUUUAACCGAAUGUCAAAGGAAAGUGCUCAGUAAUCUUUUUUUUGUUCAGUGUUCCGCAUCGUUUCCGCGGCGUUUCGAACCAGCUGUCGCUGUUGUGAGUGAUUUAAUUCUCAAAUCAUAUUUUGAAUACAAGUCCUUUCUUGAUUAUCAUAUGUUGACUGAAAUACAGUGGGGUUGAUGGAUUAUCGACGACUUUAUACACCAGGUGACUGUACUUCAAUGCAGUGCAAAAUUAAAGAAGAGUGCGAUAAAAUGAGUAUUGUUCAUGAUCACAAAGAUAAUCACAAAGUUGGUGGGCAGAAUCCUUUGGCAGUUACAAAAGGACAGUUUUGCGCCAUGUUUUAUCAUGUUGCUGAGAGAAAGAGAGAUAAAAUUUGCUUUAAAUGCCUGGAAAAGUCGGUGUGUCGGGUCGGGAAUUUAAAGAUCACGAAGCGUUUGCGCUCGAAUCCAAGAGGUCGCGCCCUAACUGUUGUAAUGUAUGUUCGGUUGAGUGACCUAAUGGGUCGCUUGAUAUUCCACGCCAGAUAUGGAAAUUGUUUCCAGGGUAAAAGGAGAGAUACAAUCCAUGCAGAGCAUUUUAUGCUUGAAGAUGAAGAGUUCAAACAAUAUGUGAAACUCUUAGGAGAUCAUAAAGGAGGAAACAUUGAGAUGUUCAUGAACAAACAGCCUUGCUUUAGAUCAACUAGAGUGAAGAGAAAGGAGUGCGCCCAAGAACUGGUCAAUUUCUACCAAUCAUUUUGCUUAUCACAUGGAAUUAAACUCACUGUAAAUCUUUGCCAGUUGUCCAGAGUUGAUGUUGACAUACAGCUCCCUUCGCCUUCUCUAAACAACGAUAUUCAGAAUGCUCGCCAAGGGAUGCAAAUGAUGAUGUCUGCUGGUAUUGAGCUCAAAGCUAUGGAUGAAGAAAGCUGGCGAAAACUUGCAGGCUAUGCAAACAUCAUAUUGCCUGAGUACAUUGAUGGUGACCGGCAAAAGUUAGAUCAACAUAUUGAGGAGUUUCUCCAGGGCAUAAAGCCGACUCCGUCAGUUCUCCAGCCUUAACCCCUGUAAGGGAGUAGUGUCAAUAAGCCGACUCUGGACCAACUCUAAAAUACCAUUUUCCGUCGUGUAUUCCAGGGUUUUUCCCCUCAUUCAUUUUAUAGAUUUAGUCCAUUUCAUUCCUGUUUAUUUCUUUCAUCCAUUUUUUGUCAUUACCCCAAAUUUGAAAGUAAGGAGUUAAAUUUUAUGACUUUAAUGUAUUUCAUUUUACUACGAAAAUUCAGACUAAUUAAAGUCGGUCACUACUUGCAUAAAUUUUAAAAAACUCAUAAAAACUAUAAAAUUAUAAAAAAAUGUGAAUAUGCCUAAGAUUUAAAAGAAUACGACAUCGGCCCUUUCGGGGCCUCAGGGAAAAAACGGGAAAAUGACGGAAAAUAGUAUUUUAGAGUUAAUCCAGAGUCGGCAUAAACACAUUCAAUAUUUUUACAUUACAAGGGAAAUCUCCUAUUGGCAAUUUUGACUUUGUUGAAUAUUUGAUGGUUUGCAGGGGUUUUGUCCCGUUUUUUAACCAGUCAAAGUGAUUGAAGAACAAGAUAGAAAAAGAGAACUAUUUUCUCAUUAAUUAGUUUAUGAUCCAGAAAAUUAGAAAACAAUAUUGACAGAGGAACAUAAGGAUAGGAAAAUAAGAAUGAAAAUACGGUGGCUUUCAUUUUAACGAUGAACAAACACAAACUGAAGAGGAUGGAAGAAAAUACAUAGAAGUUAUAGAAUAUGAAGAAAUGGAUUGAUUUGGUGAUUGUUUAGAAGAGAUAAAGGAUAAUAUUAUCUUGAUGAGCUUGAGAAAGAAAACAGAAAUUGAAAGGACUGUAAGAGAAAGAUCUUGAACUUUGAUCAUGAUGAUGAAGAAGAAGAGGAUUAAAAUAAUUCAUAAGCCCUUCGGGGCUUUUCUUUAUGCCGAUCAUGUUUUACAACUUUAUCUAACAUUGUAAUAAAAUGGCCAACGAUAAAACGAUUGUAAAUCUUGUACUUAAUUAUAACAGUAAUGAAAUUAAAAACAAAGAUGAACCUAAAAGUAGCAAAAAUACUUACGGGUAUUAAAAGGCCCUCCGGGGCCCAGUUGCCAGUGAGUCUAGUAAGAUUGUAGUAGGAAGAAAGGACACUCAAUUCACUUUUAGGGCUUCUUCAUAUGAGCCCGGUUGACAGGGCUGGCCCUGUUUCUGAGAUCUCGCCUGAGCUCUAAAACAUGCCUUUGUAAAAUUUUCGAUGUGUUCAUAUGAGAGGGACGCACGGACACGUUUAAACGAGUUCAUAUGAACUCCUAUGUACUUCGUGGGUAAACAAGAAUUAAUUCAAUUUUAAUUUUAAUGUAGGGCGGGCCAACUCGGUUCCCGAGAUCUCGGUAUAAGCGGCCGGAAAUUUUGCCAUAGGAACACUUCAUCCCGGUUACCGGGAUGAACGGUGGGAUGAAUUCUUGCGGUCCGGAUGGCAUCGUCCUGCAUUAACUGCUGUAUUUUCCACAUCAUAAGUAUCCCAUUUAACUGCAGGAGUGAUAUAGCUUGAAGAGUUACAAAAGCGAUGAUAGGCCCGAAAGUUAAAAUUUUUGUGUUUCGCCUUGUUUCCUUUGUUUCUCGAAUUUGGCGCCAGAAUUCGUCCUCAGGAUAUUUGGCCUUUUCUCAUCUCGGAAACCGCGGGCUGAAAUUUCUCAUAUGAACUCAGGGCGAAAUUAAUCCCGGUAACCGGGCUCAUGCGAAGAGGCCGUUAAUACCUUACACUUUUUAUCUUUCUUUCUAUCUUGGAAAAGUCUGAAAACCGUAUAUCCAAGAAAGUCAGUUAAAAUGCAUGAUUCGGUGUCGUGUUCAAACAUGUUCAAAGGAAGUCCUUUUAAUUAUUAUUAUGUCCUGCAAUAACAAAUCUUGUAUUGAAUGGUACUGUCAAGGAUGAGCAUGCUACUGUUAUGCUAAAAUGUCACGAAGACAUAACAACCGUAUAAGGCAAGGCCUGAUACAAAGGUAAGUAGUAUAACUGGUUACUUCAUCACACAGCCAAUCAGAAUCGAGUAUUUCAAACACGUGCUGAAUUAAUUCACUCUCGACCAAUCAGCGUCCAGGAUUUCAUGGGUUAGUACUACAUGUAAAAUCAUCACGAAAAGUCUCCCAACAUUUCCCCGUCAUGUAAGACACACGAAAAGUCACGUUUCAACCAAUUUUAUUCUGACGACAUACCUGACGUUACAAUCGGGACGUGUGUGACCUCCUAUUGACGUCACGCCAAUUUCGUUUUAAAAAGUUUAAAAAGUCAUCAAAAAAAUGGCCGGGAAAGCGGUGGUUCGGUGGCCAUCGCCGGUACUGGCUAGAAAGUUCUUGCUUGGUUGGAGCAGAGUCUGAUCAGUCGGGUGGACUCGGCUCACAGGUUCGAAUCCUGUCAAGAACAAAAUUUUUUUAUUUACAAAUCUAAUAAAAUGUCCACAUUAGAGAGAUUAAGAUUCACGUUUACGGCAUACGGCAAACGGCAAACGUCAGUUGAAAAUUUCUCAGGAUAGAAAAUAAGCAGAUAAAAACAGUCCAGAACGAUUCUUGUGGAUAAAACUGGCAUAAAACUACCUAUUUUUGUGUAGAAGCAAUAAACAAUAAACGAAAAAUAAGGGGGAAAACUUGGUCACGUGGUACAAAUUCACGUUGGCGGUUUGGCGUAAACGUGAAUCUUAAUCUCUCUAUUUUCUUGAUCGCACUCUGACCAUACUCUGUAUCCAAAAGGAUAACUGAAAAUUCUAUAGAAAACAACAGAUGGUUUUAAAGUAAACCCUAACUCUUUUGGUUCUUAAAUUAACUCCAUUCUUGUUCCAAAUGAGUGGAAAGUCUAUUUACAAAAAUAGGAAUAAGAGGUGCGAUCGCCUGGCAACACAUGUCUUCUUGUUUAGCGCUAAAAAUCGGAUAUGUAAACAAAACACACAUACACACACAUACAAAGAGUGGAGCUGAAAACUCUCUAUUUCAAUUUUGACUCACCAUUACGAAAGCGUUUUCUCCGUUCUAUCUCGAGGAAACGACUAACUAUUGAAAUCUCAGCGCUUGAGGAGCUUACAGAAUAGAGAAGAAAUAAUAGAAAUAAGUGCUGAGGGUUUCAAUAUCACACAACUAAAACAAACUUAUAGCAUUACAUUAGUCAUUACGAGCCACUGAGAACAGUCUGGAAAGGAAAUGUAACGUAUCACUUGUGUGUCGCUGAGACUAUGUUUGGAAAAAUACGUCACCGUUUUCGCGGAAACAAUGGCUUUUCUAGGAAAUAUGAAAAAUUUAUUCAUAUGUAGUCGAAUGUUUUUUUGUGUAUGUCAGUGUGUCUUGAAUCGUUCAGGCAAACCUUUCGAACCUGCUGUUAGUACAGUUUGUGGCUGGUUUGAUACUUGUACUCUCUUCAAUUUUCUCCAAUCUUUCGAAUAGUGCUGCCCGUGACCUUUUCCAAAGGGUUUGAUAAAAGUACUUCGGUCUACUCAGUAGCUGAAAAUCACGAUAGGUGAUCGAGGCGAAAUGAGCGAAAUAGCGUUGGCCAUUUCUGAUGAAGGACGACUAGCAGUUGUCAAAAGAAGUGAAAACCGAGUCGAGCUGCAUAAUGGAGCGGAUAGUAAAGAUACAACGCAGGUAAAUAUAACGACAAAACAAAAUCUUAUAAGACCACACAACGUUUGUUUUGCCCUGAACAACCACCUGCUAAUCACGGAUGUCGGUGACCGCAGUAUCAAGAUAUACAGCUUAAACAACGAAGAGCCACAACUUGUGCGUAAAAUCGUUUGCUACGAAAAGAAAGCACAAGCUAUAAUCCAGAUGGAAACUCCUGGAGGCCUUCUUUCUGCUCUUUCGUCGCCAGAUAAAUACCUGACUCCUUUUACUGUAACUGUUGGACCGAGUCCACUUUCUCAGAUUUUCGCUGUUUUUGAAAACUUAAUUUUUAUGAUUACUAUUGACUGGAAUACAGUGGAGUUGAUGGAUUAUCGACGGCUUUCCACACCGAGUGAUUGGACUUCCGUGCAAUGUAAAGUUAAAAAAGAGUGCGAUAAAACGAGUAUUGUUCAUGACCACAAAGAUAAUCACAAAGUUGGAGGGCAGAAUCCUUUGGCAGUUACAAAAGGACAGUUUUGUGCCAUGUUUUAUCACGUCACGGAGAGAAAAAGAAGCAAAAUUAAUUUCAAGUGCUUGCAAAGGAAGAAAUGCCGGGUUGGGAAGAUGGCAAAGCCGCACUCGAACCCAAGAGCCGACUACGCCGCAACUGUCGUAGUGUAUGUUCGGUUGACUGACCAAAUGCGUCGCCUGAUAUUCCACGCUAGAUAUGGGAAUUGUUUUGAAGGUGAAAGGAGAAAUACAAUUCAUGCAGAGUAUUUUAUGCUUGUAGAUGAAGAGUUCAAACAAGCUGUGAAACUCUUAGGAGAUCAGAAAGAGGGAAAAAUUGAGAUGUACAUGAACAAACAGCCUUGCUUUCGAUCAACAAGACACCACAGUAAGAUAUCUGGAGUGAAAAGAAAGGAAUGUGCACAAGACUUGGUCAAUUUCUACAAUUUUUAUUGCUUAUCACGUGGAAUUAAACUUACUAUAAAUCUUUGCCAGUUGUACAAAGUUGACAUGCGUCCUUCGCCUUCUUUUGAAGACGAUAUUCAGAAUGCUCGUCAAGGCAUGCAAAUAAUGAUGUCUGCUGGUAUCGAGCUGAAAGCUAUGACAGAAGAAAGCUGGCGACAACUUGCACGUUAUGCAGAC
Molecule: messenger RNA, 7473 nt
Organism: Porites evermanni
Lineage: Eukaryota; Metazoa; Cnidaria; Anthozoa; Scleractinia; Poritidae
Source: the annotation of a GenBank genome assembly